CCGCGAUCUGGGCUCUUGCAUGCAUCGUUCUGCCGGCACUAGAGCCAGGGAGCUGAGAACGGCAGAGAAAAAAAAAUUUAAGAUUCGUCUCGGCCUGAUCGACACUUUGACAACUCCCAGUCCUUUGAGGCUGAAUGGCUUUGUCCGACGCUUCUUGUUGGGCCGAGGCUUCUCUUCGACCGGGGGAAACUUGGACUGAAACCUUGCGCGGCUGAUAUGAGAUGCGAUGCGCCGGCGGCAGAGGAGUUCCACGUCCGUCCAGUCUCUCUCUGCCCACAGGCCGGCACGGCACUACCUAGUACUGAAAGUGACAAGAGAGAUCUAGAGCCACACCAUAACCAAACCCUUGGGAUUUUGAGUCUAAGGACCAGCCUCGUGAUCUACGACCCGGCGAACUCGGACCCAGGUCGGUAUCUGGCCGCUUGCCCCGGAAUCGCGGCCCCGAAGCCUUUCCGCGGCUCCCUUCGCUUUCGCUCCAACUCGCACCAAGUACCGCGCGAAACUUCCCACACUUCCCUUUUGAUCCGCGAGAUUCCAUUUCUGGUGAAUAAGGCAGCAACAGCAACACAGACGAAUUGCCAAAUCUUGCCGCAUCCCGUCCCUGACUGCCGUGCCGCGCGACGGAUGUCGGAUCAGCAACGUCAGAAUUCGCCGCCCUGGAUAAGAGGACGGAUAGGCUUCGGGGUUUGAGUUGUCAGUUGCGGGAUUCCCUUUGCCUCUACUGGUAUCUGCCGAGGUGGUCCCACGGAUACCCCUCCUGUAGUAAUUGAAUUGAAUUGAAAUCAACCCCUCUCUCCAUAUUGAAAUAUUGACCAGCUG
Trichoderma harzianum CBS 226.95 is the source of this 819-nucleotide messenger RNA. RefSeq lists its product as hypothetical. NCBI's taxonomy places the organism in Eukaryota, Fungi, Ascomycota, Sordariomycetes, Hypocreales, Hypocreaceae. Bases 217 to 690 code for a protein of 157 amino acids. The transcript has a single exon. The record is from RefSeq and is a predicted model, not a curated record.